CGAUAGUAUGAUUCUGAAAACAUGAUCCAAACUCAAAACAAAAAUUUUGGAUACACACUCGAGACAUUUAUUUGAUGCAUUUAGAUUCUGUUUUUGAUGAUCAUGGGUCUUGGACAUUCAAAAGAUUUUGAUACAUCAAUACUAGGCUCAUUUUGGGAUGUUAUUAUAUUGGGAAAUCAACCAAUUGAAACUUUUUUAGCAAUGUGGUAUUAUAUCUUUCUCUGGUCAUUAGUCUCUUCAGUGAUAAUUCAUUUGAUCGCAUCGGCCAUAGCAUUUGCAUCAUUACGACGACAUAAGAUUGCACGUUACAGUCCUAUAGUAAUUUUACUUUCAUCAAUUGUUACACCUUUAUUUUCAUAUUCAAUUACAUCCGCUGUGAUAGCAAGCGUUUAUCGUACAGCAAGUUUUGUUAUGUAUCCAAUAUAUGCAAUGUUUUGGGGCUGUGGAUUGACAUUAUCAACAACAUUAUUCUCAUUUAGUCGUGUAUUGGCAACAUUAUAGACGACAAAUGACAAUUAAGGACCAAUAGAAGAUUCCCUAGAAAAAUGCUGCCUCAUUAUUAUUCAUAUUUUUAUCAUGAUUUUCAUCAUCAAUUCAAAAUGAAAA
Dermatophagoides pteronyssinus (European house dust mite) is the source of this 606-nucleotide messenger RNA. Its product is annotated as transmembrane protein 170A. NCBI's taxonomy places the organism in Eukaryota, Metazoa, Arthropoda, Arachnida, Sarcoptiformes, Pyroglyphidae. The record is from RefSeq and is a predicted model, not a curated record.